This is a messenger RNA of Drosophila obscura, 2203 nucleotides long. RefSeq lists its product as uncharacterized. Gene Ontology annotation, cellular component: membrane. Gene Ontology annotation, molecular function: glutamate-gated receptor activity. The record is from RefSeq and is a predicted model, not a curated record. Lineage: Eukaryota; Metazoa; Arthropoda; Insecta; Diptera; Drosophilidae.
ACCGAAGCUGCGCGGUAAUUUAAGCGGAUAGUGGGCAAAAUAUAAACAAAUUUAUUUGAUAUCCAUUUAAAAUGCAUCUACAAAUGCCAGAUAUGGUGCAACACUUAGGGAGAAGGGAGAUUCCGAAGAGAUUGACCCGUCCAUGACAUGCCAGCGAUACUGGAGGUCCCAGCACGCAACAUUACAAUAACGACCCCCCGUUAAACGGUGCAUGCAACCAAAUGCCAUCCAACCAGCCAACACAGUUGCAAAGGAGCCACCGGGGAAUCAUGUUGCCAGGUGCCGUACACAAUUUGAGCCUGGUCUACGCCAUUGUGUGGGCCAUUGACCAUCAUUACGGGCAGUCGACUAGCACGGCCCUGGCCCUCGUGCAGUUCGCCACCAGCGAGGCCAGUCGGGGCUACCACAAUGAUCUGAUUGACGCGACGCUGUGUCGUGCCUCGGGUGCGGGUAAAAUUCAGUUUCUCCUCGAGGAUGAGCUCAUGGACACGACGGAGAACAUCGAUGAGUUGCCACCGCCCAGUGGGGUGACGGGACGACCCAGUGCCAUUUGGUUUUUGGACAGCCUGCGUGCGUACAUUCGACUGGAGCGCUAUCUCCUUCAGGCGGGCAGCACCUACAAGCGGAACGGCUACUUCAUCAUUGUGUAUACGGGCCGGGAGACGCAGCCCCUGGAGACAAUCAAGAUCAUGUUCAGGCGCCUCCUCAACAUCUAUGUGCUCAAUGUGAAUGUGUUCCUGAUGCGACGCGGCACCGUACAGAUGUACACCUACUAUCCGUACGGACCACAUCGCUGCCGGUCGUCGCUGCCCGUGUACUACGGCUCCUUUCAGGGCGUGCCCUCCAGUGCGGAAUUCGGACUCCGGAAGCAGCUCUUUCCCAGCAAACUGACCAACAUGCAUGGCUGUGAACUGGUCGCAGCGACCUUCGAGCAUCGGCCCUAUGUGCGAAUCGAUGACGAUGCCAAAUCGCCCAACGGUCGGCGUCUGCACGGCAUCGAGGGAAUGAUCUUUAAUUCCCUGGCGGAGCGCAUGAAUUUCACAGUCAAUCUGCUGGAGCGUGAGGACAAAGAUCGGGGACAAAUUCUGCCCAAUGGCAGCUUCACCGGCAUUCUCCAAAUGAUAUUGGAGGGCGAUGCCAACAUCACAUUCGUGUGCUUCAUGUACAGCAAGGAACGAUCGGAUGUGAUGCUGCCCAGCAUGUCCUAUACGAACUUUCCCAUUGUGCUGGUCAUACCGGGCGGCGCGACAAUGACGUCGCUGGAGCGCCUCAUGAAACCGUUUCGCUUCAUCAUCUGGUCCUGUCUGAUUGUGAGUGUGCUGCUCGGCCUCAGCCUGAUUGCCGUGCUGCAGGUAAUGCCAGUGCCAGCGCUGCGCGAGCUGGUGCUCGGUAGAAGCAAUCGAUUGCCCUGCCUGGGCCUGUGGUACAGCCUCAUGGGCGGCCUGGCGCUGCAUACGCCGCGGCGCAACUUUUCACGCUACCUGCUGGUCAUGUGGCUGCUCCAGACUCUGGUGCUGCGUGCCGCCUACACCGGCCAGCUGUAUCUGAUCCUGCAGGAUGCUCAGGUGCGCACACCACUGCAGACGCUGGCCGAGGUGCUGGCCAGAUAUGCGUUCUACAUGCUGCCGGCAUUGAGGGGCGUCUUCCGCGACUCGCUGCUCAGCACAAACGUCCAUGUGGUGACGAGCCACCAGGCCGUGCUACGUCGACUGCGCGACGAGGAUGAUCCGGGCAUAGCGGUGCCGCUGCUGCUGCCGACAGUCUAUGAGUUUGACUACGAAUCCGGGCCGAACAAGCGGCACUUAACCAUACUGCCCGAUGCCCUGAUCACAGCCCCACUGACGCUCUACAUGCGUCCGCAUUCGUACCUGAAGCGACGCAUCGAUCGCCUGCUGAUGGCCAUGAUGUCGUCGGGGAUUAUCUAUCGCUAUCGCCGAAUGUAUCUCGAUCGUAUCGAGCGAAUGGCCAAACGGCGCAACCUGGAGCCGACCCAGCCCAUGACCAUUGUGCAGCUGAGUGGCGUCUUUGUCUGCUUCUUGGCCCUCCAGCUGCUGGCUAGCAUCGUCUUUGUACUGGAGCGUCUGGCCCUCAGGCAUUCGCGUUUCCGCCAAGCUCUGGAUGUGGCCAAUCGCUACAUAGCCUGAUCCCUCAUCACGCACACUUUUAAGCUUUGCAUCGAGUUUUUAUUAAUAUAUUGAGUUAA